This is a messenger RNA of Musa acuminata AAA Group (dessert banana), 2585 nucleotides long. RefSeq lists its product as uncharacterized. Bases 1093 to 2016 code for a protein of 307 amino acids. NCBI's taxonomy places the organism in Eukaryota, Viridiplantae, Streptophyta, Magnoliopsida, Zingiberales, Musaceae. The record is from RefSeq and is a predicted model, not a curated record. The transcript is spliced from 9 exons.
CAGCUAGUUUUCAUGACAGCAAUGGUGCAUUCAUUACCUUCAGAGACACCGAGAGAGAGACAGGGGAUUCUCAACGACGCCCAACUGUCCGCGCAUAGGUAUCACUGGUCCGGCCAUGGGCUCGCGGCUUUCUUUUCGAAUCAGGAGACGAGUAAUACAAACGGGUAAGAAAUGACGAUCUUCAAGUAAAACAGUGGCCUUGCAUUGCCUGCAAAGUACAUAUAAAGUUCUUCAAAACCAGCAAAAGGUGUUUUGUCUGUCGAAUUCUUGACUUCAAAACAGCGUCAAUUUUUGGAUCAACUCGAACUGACCUUUUGGUAAAUGAUACGAUGAAGCAUUUGAUCUUUCAUAGUGUUCCUUAGACGUGAUUUUCUAGUUUGUAAGGGGUACAAAUGAGAAUUUGUCUUUGAGUAAAGAGGUUGGAGAGGUAAACAAAGAAGAGGAACAGAAGAGAGACGCAACGAAGACGACGGAGGAGGUUUUGGGGGCGCCAGAAAAGGGGGAGAGAGAAAGCGGAGGAGAAGGAAGUGGGGGGAAGGAGAGGAAGGCAGCAGGGUAGUUGGCAUCGCACGCAUCCAAUUCGAUGUCCGCGCACUGUUGCUUUGCUGAACUACCAAGCGGUUGCUCUGUUGCUGGCGUCAUCGCUCGAUUUAUAUUGGAAAGGGGGCAGCUCCUUUUCGAUUUCGCUUGAUUUCCCAUUGGAGAGUGGAGCACCGGAGACCGCAGGGGAGAGAAAACGGUUGAAUCUUGUUAGGGUUUCGCCCUCUCCGUUGUAAUCUUGUCGGAGAAGUGUUGAAAGAAGAUCGCGGGGAUCGAUAGCAGGUACGGAGAAAUAAAAUCUUGGUCGUGAAUUCUUUUUGGGUUGGUGGAAUCUGGGCGUUCUGAAGUAGUUGUAUCUGUUCUUGAGAUCGAAAAAGGGUGCCUUUUGAAGCGCUGGCUAACUGUUCAAGGUGUUUUUUCCACUAUCAUAUAUUGUUCACGGAGAAACACGUAGAGCGCGUUGAAUAUUUGUAGUGGAUUCCGAUAAGAUCGAAAGAUUCUUGCUUUGUAUAAGUCACUUUAAAUUAGUGCUUUCAAGACUUUAUUGCUGUUAUGAGGAUGGUGAUGGAUCAUGGCAUCGAUUUUCCUCAUGGAGGAGUUUACCAGCAAUCUUUUUGCAAUCAACAUGUACAUUCUUUUCAACCAAAGGAUGUAAACAGCACAACCAGUAUUUUUCCUGGUGACAUAAACACUUCAGGUGGAAUAAUUACAAUGACAGGGAUGAUAUUGAUUGGGAGCUCCAGCACUCCAAACAAUGUUUCUCCCAUGAUUUUGACCAGUAAUCCUCCAGGAAAUAUCCUUCUCGAACCGGUGCCUGGACUUAAGCAUAUUGCAGCGUUUGCUGUUGAUUGGUCCUGCGAGGAAUUGGAAGUGUUGAAACGAGGCCUUGUCACAUAUGCUAGUGAACCUAAUAUCAUGAAAUAUAUCAAGAUAGCAGCUAGACUUCCCGAGAAGACUGUGAGAGAUGUUGCAAAGAGGUGCCGAUGGAUGACUAGGAAGGAGAAUGGUAAAAGAUGUAAUUCUGAAGACCUUUAUGCUGGAAAGAAAAUCAAAGACAGAAAGGAGAAGAUGAUAGGUUGUUCUUCAAUGGUCAAUAUGCAUUAUAAUCAACCUGACAGUGAAUCUGCCUAUUCUGUCAUGAUGUGUGAUGGGAACCAUAUGAAUCAGUUCUCAUCUGAAGUGGUUGACAGCAGAACAAAGAAUCUUCUGGAAGACAAUGUAAAACUUCUUCACCAGAUUGCAGUUAACAUUGAAAAUAAUGAGAUACAAAAUAACAUCGAUCUCUUGUAUUGCACAAACAACAACAUUACAGCGACUCUAAAUAGCAUGCUUGAAAUGCCUGGUGUUAUGAGCCAGAUGCCUCCACUGCCUGUGCAUGCCAAUGAGAAUCUUCUGCAUUCCAUAUUGCCCUAUACUAGUCAGCGAAUCAUGCAAGAAAGAAGAAGACAAGGAAAGCUGAAAAGGAGAAACUACUAGUUGCUGAUAAAAUGAGUAGGAGUUUUGAGGAUUCAACUGUGUAAACUUGCUCAGCUAGUAAUAUUAUCUAUCAAAAUGUACUUCAGCUUCAAAUCUUUUCUCUUUCUGCGGUUUUCUCUUUCGAUAGGCACAUGGACCUGGCAACUGUUAUGUCAAGGAAGAGCCAAGCUGCUGGUGACCUGCUGCUACCAAAUGACCGGGUUUCUGUAAGUACACGAUACUCUUAUGUAAAUACAAGGAAGGUGAUCAAAACUCUCUUUGAUACACAUGCCUUUCGAUAAGAGCAUAGAGAUUGCAUGCUCACACCAGAGGAGAUUGAAGAGCCAAUCGAUAAGAAUCCCAAGGACCUGACACUAUAUAUCAAGAUUACGAUAUAGAGCUUCUAUGUAAAUGCUUUUGUAUGGAAGAAAGUUUGUGCACCGACAGUAUUAGGUGCUUGCGGUUCAUCAAAUUCUUUCGCUUUGCUACCUUUGUCUUUUCGUUCAAGAGCGAUUUCAAAUGAUAAAUUUUAGUCCCAGAGAAUAAAUAUUUAUCUUCAUAGUGGAAUAAUCUGAAUGCAUAUUCAAGAA